Vanessa tameamea is the source of this 6469-nucleotide messenger RNA. It is a transcript of the gene Nup98-96, whose product is annotated as nuclear pore complex protein Nup98-Nup96. Bases 217 to 5835 code for a protein of 1872 amino acids. The record is from RefSeq and is a predicted model, not a curated record. NCBI's taxonomy places the organism in Eukaryota, Metazoa, Arthropoda, Insecta, Lepidoptera, Nymphalidae. The transcript has 48 exons. Gene Ontology annotation, cellular component: nuclear pore; nuclear pore cytoplasmic filaments. Gene Ontology annotation, biological process: RNA export from nucleus; post-transcriptional tethering of RNA polymerase II gene DNA at nuclear periphery; protein import into nucleus. Gene Ontology annotation, molecular function: RNA binding; structural constituent of nuclear pore.
UUGACCAUUUCUCAUAUUGUUGCGAUUCGUAAAGGAUUCGUUGGUAUUUGUAUUUUAAAAAGUGUAAGCGAAUAAUUUAUUCUGUGCUAAAGGUUUAUAAGUUAUCAAGUCAAGAAUACAACAGUGAACAGUUUUCUAACUGUUAAAAUACAUCAUGGUUUUCUAAAUUCAAGAAGGCGAUUUUUUUAACUUAAACUAGGAAUAACAUAACCCAUCAUGUUCCAAAAGCAAACUUUUGGCGCGGCCAACACUGGUUUCGGAUCAUUCAACGCAGGUGCCAGUACAUCCUCACCGUUCAGCGGGUUUAAGCCCACAGCUGGAACUAGUGCAUUUGGAGCACCACCUGCGUUUGGGGCGAAUGCUACACCCCAGCCUGCCGCUGGAGGAGGCCUGUUUGGUGCCACCAACCCUUCGAGUAGCCUGUUCGGUGGUAAUACUACUACCUCCAGCUUUGGUACCACCAGCGGUUUUGGCUUCGGUCCCAGCACGUCCGCAGGCGGUGGUCUUUUCAGCAACACAACCAGCGGUGUCGGUGGUGGCCUGUUUGGCAAUAAUCAGAACAAUGCUGGCUUUGGGGCAAAGCCUGCAGGUUUCGGCUUCAACAACACAACAAACACCAAUACAACAGGCCUGUUCGGUUCAGCUCCGUCAACGUCCACCGGUCUGUUUGGACAACAGAAUGCGACCAUGGGAGGUGGUGGCCUGUUUGGGAAUACAAGUGGUGGAUUUGGACAGCAGCAGGCAACGGGUACGGCUCACGUGAAGUAUAAUCCUAUGGUUGGGACGGAUGUAGUGGUCAAGAGUGGUACCUCCCAGAAUGUCAAUAUUAAACACCAUUGCAUCACUUGUAUGAAGGAAUAUGAAGGCAAGUCCCUCGAGGAGCUACGGUUGGAGGACUACGUGGCUGGCAGGAAGGGUGCCACCGGUGGUGGUGUGUUUGGUGGAUUCCAGCAGACCGAAAACAAACCUCUUUUCGGUGGUCCCUCCUUCGGUCAACCGGCAACUACGAGUGCACCGAGUUUAUUCGGUACCGGUAUAGGUUCGACGCCCGCUUUCGGACAAACAAACACAUUCUCGUUCGGAAACGCGGCUCAGACGAACACAAACACGACUGGUCUAUUCGGAGCCAACAAGCCGGCGUUUGGAGCGCCUUCGACUGGUACGGGACUGUUCGGAGCGACGACGACGCAGGCGCCGGCGUUCGGCACGAAUACGUCCACGUUCGGCUUCGGAAACACCACGCAGAAUCAGACUACGGGCGGCCUGUUCGGAGCUAAGCCGGCGACGACGGGCUUCGGUGCUCCGGUCGCCAGUACGGGCUUCGGUGCCUUCGGUAGCGGAGGUUUGUUCGGGGCGAAGCCCCAGCAGACCACCGCGCCCACCUUCGGCUCAACCGCGCCCACGUUCGGCACGACCCCCGGCUUCGGAACGAACACAACGGGUUCGAGUCUCUUCGGUGGCUCGACAUUCGGGAAACCUCCGACGACGCAGGCGACGUUCGCAUUCAACACGCAGCCUACACUAGGAACCGGUCUCGGUGGCGGCCUCGGCACGGCGUUCCAGGCGAAGCCGACCACGCCUGCUUUCGGCUCGCUCGGCGGUAUGGGCACCGGCUCCAUGUUCCAGGCGCCCGCGCAGAACAACACCUUCCGGACCGGUCUAGACUCGGGGCUGGGGGGCGGCGGCCUGUUCGGCAACACGUCCUCGCUGGGCGGGAACACGCUCGGCCUGGGGCAGCUCAACGCCAACACCACCAGUCUGGGCAGCGGCCUGUCGGGCGCGUCGGCAGCGGGCAACGUGCACGAGCAGAUCCUGUCGCUGGCGGCGCGGCCCUACGGCGACCAGCCGCUCUUCAAAGACCUGCUACCUGACAAUUCGCGCGCGGAGGACGCCCUGCGCGCCACCAACCCGGCGUGCGUGAAGGCGGCGCUGCAGGGCGCGCACUUCCGCGUGGCGUCGCCGCCCUCGCGCCUCGCGCUGGCGCCGCGCCCCGUCGCGCACGACCGGAAGUCACUCUUCGAUGGUCUAGAAGAAUCGGACGCUAGUCUAGAGGAUAAGUUGAGUUUGAAACCGAGCCGGAAACGUUUAUUUCUCAGACCGAACACUCGUACCGACGAUGAUGUUGAGAGACACGAAAAUAACGGAUCAAUCGAAGACACGUCCAGACAAGAUGUAAACAAUCAAGAGACGAGAGAAAAUCAAGAUCCGAAAGAUUACAUCUCGCAGCGAGCGGAGAGGGAGAUGAUGAAACAGAGACAAGUCGACAACAACAAUGUAGACUCAAACUCCGAUAGACACGGCAGUUGGCUCGACUCGUCCCAAACUUGGUCAGAGAAAGGAAAGAGGAUUGAAUCUGGUGAAUCGUCGCCGAGACUGUACCCAAAUUUAGAUAAAGAGUUACCAGCACAGGUACCGGAGAGACGUGCCAGUUGGUUAACAACGAAACCAUUGAGGAAGCCGCUGGUGUCGAAUCCCGAAUCCGCUGAGAACUCCGUCAGAGAAUUGGGCGUGAGAUCAGAUCGAAGCGCUGAGGACAAGGAGAACAUCGACACCUUAUCUGUUUCCGAGGAGGAGAACGUCCCGACGCGGGAGUUGCCGCCGCAUCCGGCCGGCGUGAAGCUGACGAGACCUGGGUACUACACUAUACCGUCGCUGGAGGAAAUUACGAAGUAUAUGCGGCCGGAUGGCUCCUGUGUCGUCCCUCACUUGACGAUCGGACGUCAGAACUACGGCAACGUGUAUUUCGACUGCGAGAUCGACGUCGCCGGAAUGGAUCUCGAUGCACUCGUUCACUUCCUAAACAAGGAGGUCAUAAUCUACCCUGAUGAUGAACACAAGCCGCCGGUGGGAGAGGGACUCAACAGACGAGCGGUUAUCACGCUGGAGCGGGUCUGGCCGCGCGACAAGACCGAGAAGCGACCGGUCACCGAGCCCGACCGGCUACAAAAGAUGGACUACGAGGGGAAAUUACGACGCGUUUGCGACAAACACGACACGAAGUUCAUUGAAUACAGACCGCAGACAGGGAGCUGGGUGUUUCGGGUCGAGCAUUUCAGUAAAUAUGGUCUCACGGAUUCGGACGAAGACGACGAUAUCACACCGGACGUGCUGAAACGGCAGCUCGUCAAUCAGAAUCUACAGAAAUCCGCCGCACCCGCACAAAAACAACCAGUUCCAGUAUCGACGAACUCGACCAGCGUGGGUCUGGUGGGUCUCGGUGGUCUCGGGGGCCUCGGGGGCCUCGGGGGCUUAGGAUCCCUCGGGGGUCUUGGUGGGACCAGUGGACUAGGUCCCUCCGAUGAGAUGUUCGCUAUGCAACAGAGCUCGCUCAAUUUAAUGAACGGCGCUUCUAGAGUAUUCGAAAUGGAUGCGACAGAUAAUAAUUCGGAUGCGCCGAGUUUCUAUCAAGACAAUAGUGCGUUCGGUGUGAAGAGUCCAACGACAGAGCUUGCCCGUUUGGAGAACAGGCGCAGUCACCAUGUGCAGCUGAUGAAGGCGUCACUGUACGCGGACACUGAGAUGGAGGAGGAGUCGGCGAGCGUGUCGAGCGGCGACCAGCUGGUGCCGGCGCCGCGCGGCCCCGCGCCCCGCGCGCCCUCGCCCGCCGCGCCCGCCGCCCGCGCGCGCGCCCCCGCCGCGCCCGACGCCGCCCCGCCCGAAGUAGUAAUGCGUCCUCUGAUCGUACGCCCGCACACGAUAGUGCUGAAUUAUCAUAGAAAAGUCCCGCCCUUCAAACAUACAAUCGCCGGUCGUCUGGACGCGGCGUGUAUAGCGGACAUGUCGGUUUGCCGCGCCCGACACAGUCGCAUCGGCUUUGGUCCGGCCGGUACCUUCAGCUUCGUAACCACAUACGAUACCAUUAACGAUCUACCCAAGACGGCCGACCUCAGCACGCUGGGCGUGUACGCGUCGGGGCGCGGCGAGGACGACUGGAGCGAGUCCGUCGUCGCGAGGAUGGCUGUCGGGCGGACGCACUCUAACUCUACACAAGACGUGCUGUGCCGGCAGCUGGCCAGCCUGCUGCAGUUCUCGUCGUUCGCGGAGGCGGCGCCCGACGCGUGCCCGCGCCUCGACGUGCAGCGCGAGCCCGCGCAGCGCCGCCGCCUGCUGCGCCGCCUGCUGCGCGACGCCGCCGACGCCGCCGACGCCGCCGCUGCUGCCCCGGCCCCACAUGGGGGCGCUGCGUACGGCAUGUCGAACGAAUACUGUCUGCAAGUUUGGAAGCUGUGUGACGCGCUCUGGGGAGAUGAUUUGGACAAAGACGGUGUGCCCGGCAUGGACGAGAAGUCGAUAGUGAAUCGUCACAAGCGUCUGCUCGACUGGUUGAAGGAGUCCGUCUCGGACGUAACGGACAAGGAACUCGCUGAAACGACGCCCGGAGAACCAGAAGAUGAGAGCGACGGGCACAGCGGGCGCGUGUGGGCGCUGCUGGCGGGCGGGCGGCUGCGCGAGGCGUGCGCGCUCAGCCGCCAGCACGGGGACCUGGCGCUGGCCGCGCUGCUGGCUCAGCACGAUGACCCGGCCUUUAAGUCGCUGGUGGCCCGUCAGCUGCGCGUGUGGCAGCAGUGCGGGGCGGAGUCGCUGGUGGCCGGCAGCCGGCUGGCCACGCUGCACGUGUUGGCGGGCCUGCGACCCGAGCGCCACCUGCAGCGACUCGACUGGCUGAGGGCUUUCGCGGUUACUGCACGGUACCUCUGCCCUCAAAUUCCCACUCUGGAGCAAGUGGUCCGCACUUACGAGGGCUACUUCAGUUCGGACCCGGAGGCGGACCUCCACACUUUGCCGGACGAUGAAAUGGGGAUGCAGUUCCCCUUGCCGCCGUAUCUCGACCAGUACAGCGUCACCACAGCGAGCGGCGGCCGGCGGCGCGUGCUGGACGUGCGCUACGAGCUGCUGCGCGCGCGCGCCCUCAACGCGCCGCCCGCGCUCGCGCCCGCCACGUGCUCGCGCGACCCCUUCGACUUCUCCCUCAGCUUCCCGUUGGCUUCGUGGCUGGGAGUGGGCAGUUCGUGCGUGGUGGGCGCGGCCGAGCAGCUCGAGGCGAGCGGCAACUGGCACCUCGCGCUGCAGGUGCUGGCCUACCAUCGGGACGAUAACGCCCGCGGUCACCUCAUCCGUCAGGUGCUCUCUCGUCACGCACCAUCUCAAUUUGAAACGCCGGAAAUGAAGGAACGCUUUGAGCUGAUCAAGAAACUAAGGAUCCCGGAGAAGUGGGUGCUGAUAGCUCAGGCCAACAGAGCCAAAUACGAGCAUAAGCCAGCGUUGGAAGUGGAGUACCUGGUUGGCGCCGAACAGUGGAAUGCAGCUCAUCAAGUACUGCUCAAGGAACUGCUCCCCGACGCGGUGCUGGCCGAUAACCUCCAAAGCAUAAAGGGUAUACUGGAGAAGAUGAACGACGCGGCCGACAGGCACGAAGUCAGCGGAUGGGAGACGGGGGGGCAGGCCCUCUACCACUACCUGCGGGUCUGCGACGAGAUCCGCGGGCUGGUGCGCUGCGCGGGCGCGGCGGGCGGCGCCGUCUGCGCGCGCCUCGAGGCGCUGCGGCCCGCGCUCGCCGCCGCCUGCCGCAGUCUGCGCGGACUGACGCCGCGCUCCCCUCGGCACGCUGCGGCUCGCGCGGAGAUGGGCGCCCGACUGGUGCAGCUGGCGCUGGCCGGCGGGGAGCCGCCCCCGCACCUGGCGGCACUGCUCGCGCAGCUGCGUCUGCCGCCCGACUGCGCCGCCCGCGCCGCGCACCGGAUAACGACGGACGUGGCCGAGCGCGCCUCGGAGCUCUGCGUGGAGACCGCGCCCUCCCCCGAGUCCUCGCAGCGAGCGACCGCCGUCGAGACGUAGGCCCCCUUCGGCACAUCGCGCCUGUACACAACGAACUGACCGAAGUCGUGCAACAUUUGUCCUACGUCAUUGUGUAUUUUAUCAUUACUCAAGAACACGUUUGUCACUUCAACAGUCUAGAUAUAAAGCAGGUGAACUGCGAAGCCUGAAAUCUUCUCCAAAAGGCACUUCAUCUUCUGGUAUCAGUUUAAUGUACAUUGGCUCAGUAGUUUUUAUCAGUGAGGCCUUACAAAAAUAAUGUCACAUUUUUAGUACAUUAACAGAACGUAAAUUAUUUUCAUGUUUUCGUUUCGUAAGGAUUUUGUGAAUGUUUGUAAGAUUUGAUGAUGUCAUUAAAUGGUAUAUUUGUAUUCGGAUUUAAUACGUCCGUACACACGAAAGUAGCAUUGUUACAAUAAUGUUCGACGCGUUGGGGAGCGUCGCUCGAUGCAGAUAUUAGUUUUAUUUGUCCCGUCUUUAUUGUGCAACUAAAUACGUGUUUAGUUUUCACGUUUAACUAUAUUCUAAUGGCGAGUGGAUCAAAGAUUUACAGAUAGAAGUCAAUGGUUUUCUUAUAGUUCUGUAUUUUGCACUACUGACAGUUCUCGAUCAAUAUAUCUGUAUUUAUAACACAGCACUGUAACCAUCUUUACUU